This is a messenger RNA of Suncus etruscus (white-toothed pygmy shrew), 1487 nucleotides long. It is a transcript of the gene GHITM, whose product is annotated as growth hormone inducible transmembrane protein. The record is from RefSeq and is a predicted model, not a curated record. Gene Ontology annotation, cellular component: mitochondrial inner membrane. The coding region runs from base 116 to 1156 and encodes 346 amino acids. The transcript is spliced from 9 exons. Lineage: Eukaryota; Metazoa; Chordata; Mammalia; Eulipotyphla; Soricidae.
CUGGGCAAAGCGCGCGUCCACUUUUCCCCCUAGCCCGGAAGAAGAGAGAACUAAAGUUAGGGGGUGACCGGGGACCGAGCAUUUCAGAUCUGCUUGGUAAACCAGGAGCACCACCAUGCUGGCAGCAAGACUUGUGUGUCUCAGGACACUACCUUCCAGGGUUUUCCAUCCAACCUUCACCCAGGCCUCUCCUGUUUGGAAGAAUUCCAUCACAAAGCAUCAAUGGCGUUUAACACCCAGCCGGGAUUAUGCCACAAAGACGAGAUUUGGAACCCGGCGUGGAAAAACUGGCCAAGAGCUCAAAGAGGCAGCAUUUGAACCAUCAAUGGAAAAGUUUUUUAAAAUUGAUCAAAUGGGAAGAUGGUUUAUUGCUGGAGGGGCUGCUGUUGGUCUUGGAGCGCUGUGCUACUAUGGCUUGGGAAUGUCUAAUGAGAUUGGAGCUCUUGAAAAGGCUGUAAUUUGGCCUCAGUAUGUGAAGGAUAGAAUUCAUUCUACCUAUAUGUACUUAGCAGGAAGUAUUGGCUUAACAGCUUUGUCUGCUAUGGCAGUGAGCAGAACUCCUGUCCUGAUGAGCUUCAUGUUGAGAGGCUCUUGGGUGGCAAUUGGUGCAACAUUUGCAGCCAUGAUUGGAGCUGGAAUGCUGGUGCGAUCAAUACCAUAUGAAAGCAGCCCAGGCGCAAAGCAUCUUGCUUGGUUACUACAUUCUGGUGUGAUGGGUGCAGUGGUUGCUCCUCUGACCAUUUUAGGAGGGCCGCUUCUCCUCAGAGCUGCAUGGUACACAGCAGGUGUUGUGGGAGGCCUCUCCACAGUGGCCAUGUGUGCACCCAGUGAGAAGUUUCUAAAUAUGGGAGCUCCUCUAGGAGUGGGCUUGGGUGUCGUCUUUGCAUCCUCGCUGGGAUCUAUGUUUCUUCCACCUACUUCUAUGGCUGGUGCCACUUUGUACUCAGUGGCAGUUUAUGGUGGUUUAGUUCUUUUCAGCAUGUUCCUUCUCUAUGAUACUCAGAAAGUAAUCAAGCGUGCAGAAAUAACACCGAUGUACGGAGCUCAAAAAUAUGAUCCCAUAAAUUCGAUGCUGGGAAUCUACAUGGAUACAUUGAACAUAUUUAUGCGAAUUGCCAGUAUUCUAGCAAGUGGUGGAGUCAGCAGAAAGAAGUGAAGUGAUCCCAUUUCUGACUUUUUAAAUAUCAGCUCUCUUGCUUGUUUAGUAGGGACUGAUACUCAUUAGUUUUCCUCAUUUGCAGCUCUUGAAGUUUAGAAGAUCAGAACUUGUCAACAUGUUUCAAAUGUUCCAAUAGUGUGAUGCUUCAGGUUUGCUUUCCCUUCUGAAGAAUAAAUUCAUUAGCUCUCUCUUAAGUAAGCAGACUCAUUGCCAGUUCUCAUGUUUAAGUAAAUAUAAAAUGUUACAGUAAAUGUGGAAACUAUGGUGUAAUAGAUGUAAGCAUUUAAGUCUUAAAUUAAGACUUAAUUUAAAAUUAACUUAAAUAAAA